UCUCUUUAUUGCAGGAUGUGGCGCUUGACGGCGACGCUGCUGCUGGUCAGCCUGGCCUCUGCGACACCUUUUUUUGAUUAUUUCAAGCUCAAACGAAAACCCGUGUGUGAGACAAUGACCUCCGUAGUGGAAAAAACAGAACUUAAAACUUCCGUCGCCAUUGAGACCGUCACCCAGGUUAACACACAGCCCACUACGACAACCGUAUACAAACAGGAGGUGAUCCCCACAACGCUAUACUGGACUAGCAUCCAGACGCAAUUAAAAUACCAGACCAAUGUGAUUCAGCAGACCACAACCAAAUACGUAUACAAAGUUGUGACCCAGACCAUGCCCAGCCCUCCAGGCCUGGAGGUCCGCUACAUCACCACGACCCGUGUCGUGCCUCAAGUCAGCUACGUCACCCAGACUCAGGUGCAGACACAGGUUGUGCCUGUAGAAGUCACUCGCACACAGGUUCAGACAGUUAACACCCCUGUCGUCAACUAUCAGACACAGGCGGUGCAGCAAACACAGUAUGUAUCUGUGCCCGGACCGGAUGUGGUCCGUACCCGCGUGCAGACCUUGGUCCAGACCUCCGUGGUCCGCCAGCAGCAGCCCGGUAACACCCGCUACGUCACAUCCACCAGCGUGCGUCAGGUGGUUCAGACAAGCGUGGUCCGAGGCCGGGACGUUGUCAGCACUAGCGUGGUCCAGCGCCAGCAGGUCAUCCCCUACACCUCCGUCAACACCCGCUACGAAAACGCUUACACCACUCGCGAGCAGGUCGUCACCCGCACCAACGUCGUCACUCAGACCCAAGUCCAGACACAGGUUGUUCCUCAAGAGGUGGUGCGGACCCAGGUGGUGCCCACCACCAUCUACACCACCAUCUACAGGACCCAGGUGCAGCCCUUCACCCAGGUGCAGACGGUGGUCCAGACCCAGUAUGUCACUCCCGCCCCCGUCUACCAGACCCAGGAGGUGACCCGCACCUCGGUGGUGCAAGUCCCCGGCCAGGACCGCGUUGUUACUCAGCAGGUGGUACAGACUCAGCAGCGGCAGCAGGUCGUGUACCAGACAGUUACUCAGCCCCAACAGGUUACCGUCACCAGGACCGUCACUGGAACUUGCGGACAGACUGGAUAUAACUACGAUAGGCCAGCUGUGCCCUUUAACUUCUAAAGAUGAAUCGGAUUAAUAUAACAUCAUUAUUAAUGUAAUUGAAUACCAUACAAAUGAAAGAGGUGCAUUUUCUACGUAAAAAUGACCCUAACACUCAAGAAGCAUACAUUUUGUAUUUAUAUUCUAAGGAAUAAACUAAUAAUAUUA
Molecule: messenger RNA, 1311 nt
Organism: Eriocheir sinensis (Chinese mitten crab)
Lineage: Eukaryota; Metazoa; Arthropoda; Malacostraca; Decapoda; Varunidae
Exons: 2
Coding region: 16-1164 (382 amino acids)
Source: RefSeq, a predicted model, not a curated record